Messenger RNA from Triticum aestivum (bread wheat), 790 nucleotides. RefSeq lists its product as uncharacterized. The coding region runs from base 83 to 601 and encodes 172 amino acids. The transcript has 3 exons. The record is from RefSeq and is a predicted model, not a curated record. NCBI's taxonomy places the organism in Eukaryota, Viridiplantae, Streptophyta, Magnoliopsida, Poales, Poaceae.
AUCGGACGGAUCGGAGUUGGCGAGCGACGGAGGAACCCUAACCUAUAUAAGAGAAGAAGAGCUAUUUCGCAGGCAACUUCCGAUGGCGGCGCUUCGAGUAGCGGCGAGGAGGCUCGCCGGCGGUGGCCAGACGCCGGCGGUGGCUGUGGAGAAGGCGCAACGCCGGUUCUUCCCGAGGCUCUCCCAGGUCAACCGGGCUAUGUCCACCACGUCCUCCGCUGCUGCUGCCGCAGACACCAAUGGCUGUGAAGAUCGGGAGAAACUCCUGACAGAGAUCCAUAACAUGACAGAGGAGCUGUACGACAAGGUUUCGCAUGCGCAAAGGUUCUACAAUAUCCCUGGUAGGGAAGGCAAAAAUAUCAGUCGGCUGCACGAGGAGCUUGCCACGCAAGUGGGGCCUAGACCCGGCGAUGACUCCUGGCGCAUGUUACGAUUGAUGCAUACAUUAACGUAUUACGGUGGAUUUGCGUCUUUUAUAUUCACCACAUAUGUGCUCACGAGCAUGGCCAUUGGUUCGAUCGUUGAAUUGGAGCCAGAUGAAAAGCAAUGGAUCAAGAAGAAAAGAGGGGAGGCACGCAAGCAAGUGAAACAAAAUGAUUGAGAGCCAUGUUUAUGAAUGGUAAAGGUCCAAUAAAAGGUUGCUAGUGUGUUCUUGCAUGAACAAUCAUCGAUCGCUUUGUAUGACCGAACUAACUGGUUAGUACCAAGUUGUCUAGAUGUUAUGCUAUAUCUAUUUAGUGUCUCCCUGUUCUAUGUUUGUUGAAGAUAUAGAAAUAAUGAGUUCACAGCU